UCUAGCACAUUUCAGUUUUCCUACUUUAAAUCUUAAUUAACAAUUAAUUCUCUGUCAUGGGUCAUGUACAUGUUAUCAAAAUUCUUCACACAACCUUCGGAAUUUUUGGAAAUGUUUUUGGCAUAUUACUCUUCUUGGCGCCCAUGAUUACAUUCAAAAGGAUUAUUAUGAAGAGAUCAACAGAGAAGUUUUCAGGGGUACCAUAUCUAAUGAGUCUCUUCAACUGCUUGUUUUCAGCUUGGUAUGGUCUGCCUUUCGUGUCACCAAACAACACAUUGUUAUCAGUCCUGGCUUCCAUAGGUGGUGCCUUGGAGGCAAUUUAUGUGUUGAUUUUCCUCAUAUUUGCACCAAAGAAGGAGAAGUUUAAGAUAUCUGGAAUUCUCUUUUUGGUCCUUUCCAUUUUCUCAAUUGUGGCUUUAAUCUCUGUGUUAACACUUCAUGGAGAUAAAAGGAAGCUCCUUUGUGGCUUAGCUUUUGCCAUUACUUGUAUUAUGAUGUUUGGUGCUCCUCUUACUGUAAUGAGGUUGGUGAUAAAAUCUAAAAGUGUGGAGUACAUGCCCUUCUUCUUGUCACUAUCUAUUUUCAACUCAAGUACCUCAUGGGCAAUCUAUGGCUUGCUUGGGAAGGACCCUUUCAUUAUUGUACCAAAUGCAAUUGGAUCUCUAUUAGCAUGUGUGCAACUGAUUUUGUACGCAAUUUAUCGCGAUGGCAAAAAGAAAUUAGAUGUCGAAAUGGAGAGUUCAAUUGAAACAAGACUUGAGAAACCCCAAAAUGAGAUACAAAAAUAUAUGGAAACAAGCCAGGAUAGAAUAUGAACUAUAUUAUUUCGCGAUUUAAAUAUAUUCUUCCUACUUUGCCCUCAGUAGAAAAUGUGUAUGCAGUUUCUUUCAGUGAUGAGGUUCAUUGAUGCAGUUAUUUUGUAAGGUGUUUAUUGUAAUUGCAAUUAAUUGGAGGAUGAAACAUUUGAGCCAAUUAAUGAUGUAUAAAUAAUAGAAGUAUCCCUGAAUCAGUCAA
Messenger RNA from Solanum dulcamara, 1014 nucleotides. RefSeq names its product bidirectional sugar transporter SWEET1-like. NCBI's taxonomy places the organism in Eukaryota, Viridiplantae, Streptophyta, Magnoliopsida, Solanales, Solanaceae. Gene Ontology annotation, biological process: carbohydrate transport. The coding region runs from base 57 to 815 and encodes 252 amino acids. The record is from RefSeq and is a predicted model, not a curated record. Gene Ontology annotation, cellular component: membrane. Gene Ontology annotation, molecular function: sugar transmembrane transporter activity. The transcript is spliced from 6 exons.